GAGGGGCGACAAGAGCAGGGAAACCCAGCCAAGGCGCCUUGGAGAACUGUUCGAUUAGCCGGCUGGGCUGUGCGAACGCACGCGAGUAGAACCGGGAUCCAGACAAAUCAAUUCCAUGGUACCCCUCGGCCAGCCCAGAGACAGCUGGAGCAAGAGGGCUCUUUGAAGUCGAGGGCUUGCCAAAGGAAUUUUCCACACAUCACUACCAGUGGUCAUCUCAGAGGGUUAGGCUAGGAUUUGUGGAUCCACUUCACCUCAGACCAUGGCAAGCCGGGGCCUGCCCCUUUACUUGGCCACCCUCUUGACUGGGCUGCUGGAAUGCAUUGGUUUUGCUGGUGUCCUCUUUGGCUGGACUUCGCUGUUGUUUGUGUUCAAAAAAGAAGGCUACUUUGCAGAGCCCUGGGAACAGAACUGCUCUCAUAGUAGUAAUGCAACAGGACCCCCUGACUCCAAAGCUCAGGAUGAGAAGUUUUCACUCAUCUUCACCCUGGCAUCCUUCAUGAACAACUUCAUGACCUUCCCUACUGGCUAUAUCUUUGACCGCUUCAAGACUACUGUGGCCCGCCUUAUAGCCAUAUUUUUAUACACAUGCGCCACACUCAUCGUUGCCUUCACCUCUGCAGACUCUGCCCUGCUGCUCUUCCUGGCCAUGCCCAUGCUUGCGGUUGGAGGAAUCCUGUUUCUCAUCACCAACCUACAGAUUGGGAAUCUCUUUGGCAAACACCGCUCAACCAUCAUCACCCUCUACAAUGGAGCAUUUGACUCCUCCUCAGUUGUCUUCCUCAUCAUUAAGCUCCUUCAUGAACGGGACAUCAGCCUCAGGGCCUCCUUCCUUUUCCUGUCUGUCUGCAGUGUCUGGCAUGUUGGGCGCACUUUUUUCCUGAUGCCUCGGGGACACAUCCCUUACCCACUGCCACCCAACUACAGUUAUGGCCUUGCCUUUGUCUUCCAACUGAGAACACGAGGCUCUGAGGGCUUGUGCUCCAGGUUUGGCACCAGAAAGGAAGAGAAGAAGACAGCUGAGCACGAAACCAAGGAGCUGCAGUCAAAGGAAUUUCUUUCACCAAAGGAAGAGAACUCUGGACCAGGGCAGCCGCAGGAGACGCAGCAGGAGCCGCAGGAGCAGCAGCAGCAGCAGCAGGAGCAAUGCUCAUUUCGCAGCUGUGUGCUCUCUCGUCGAUUCGUCCUGCAUGUGGUGUGGUUGUCCACCAUCCAGUUGUGGCACUACCUCUUCAUCGGCACUCUCAACUCUCUGUUAACCAGCUUGGCUGGCAACGACAGUGUACAAGUCAGCGCCUUCACAAAUGCCUUCGCCAUCACCCAGUUUUUUGGGGUGCUGUGUGCGCCCUGGAAUGGCUUGCUCAUGGACCGCCUUAAACAGAAGUAUCAGAAGGAAGCCAAAAAGACAGGUUCCUCCUCCUCGACUGCAGCUCUCUGCUCCACGGUGCCUUCGCUGGCCUUGACGUCUCUGCUGUGCCUGGGUUUUAUCCUGUGCGCCUCCAUCCCUGUCAUCCAGCUGCAGUAUGCUACCUUCAUCCUGCAAGUGGUCAGCCGCUCCUUCCUCUACGGCUGCAACGCCGCCUUCCUCACGCUGGCAUUUCCUUCAGAGCAUUUUGGAAAGCUAUUUGGGCUGGUGAUGGCUUUGUCAGCUGUUGUGUCUUUGUUGCAGUUUCCUCUGUUCAAGCUCUCCCCCCAGAACAUCGCCGUUUAUGUGUCAAUGGGGCUUGCCAUUCUUCUGACCUUGGCCCAUCCCUUCCUGGUGUACCGAGAGUGCCGCCCUGAGAAAACAAAACCGUCUGUGACUCCCUAGCCCAGAAGCCCUCACCAUCUAAGAGCCUUGAUGGUGCUUUUCCAGAUCCUUCGUCACCUUUGAAGAUGCAGUGUCCACAAAGACUUUGCCUACCCAGGAGAACUGUACUAAGCAGCCAUAGGUUUUUCUGUUUUGUUUGUUUUUUGUUUGUUUGUUUUUCAAGACAGAGUUUCUGUGCAUAACAGUUUUGGUUAUCCUGGAACUCACUUUGUUAAUCAGGCUGGCCUUGAACCUGAACUCCCUGAGACCUGCCUGCCUCUCCCUCCUGAGUGCUGGGAUUAAAGUCUUGUGCCACCAAUGGCAGCAUUUUUUUUUUAAACAAACAAACCAGGCAUUUAAGUGCCAUCUAGGACUUCUGAUGACCAAGAGGAAAAUUUCAGGGACCAAGCGACUUGCAUCCAUGUAAAUUCUCCCUGGUUUGGGAGCAGGAAGUUACUCCUUGCCCUGGGCCUCAGCAGUGGAGGGGGAGAUAUGUUGCCGAGGCCCAUACAUGCAGAAUAUCUGCUACUAGCUGGAUUUCCAGGACAACUGUGAGGUCAUUAUGGCUUCGGUUGUCCCACCUGACAUUUAGUUGCAGCACCGAGAGCCACUCUGGCUGCCUCAGAGGCACACUUUUGUUAGAGAAUACUCCAUGAGCUUUUGGGGAAAGAGGAGCACACAGAGGUCACUGGGCCCAAGUCCCCCACCCCCUUCUGCUGGUGGAUGACCUGGGGCUGACCCCUCCAGGCCAGAGCAUCUCCUUUUUCCCCAUGAGUAAAUGCUAGAGCUUGGACUCAAAGAUUGUUUUUGGAAUUGAUAUCAUAUUACCCCAAAGCAUUUGGGAACCAGCUAGCCAAAAUGAUUUUGGGCACUCCCCUUUACCCAUUGUGUGUGUGUGUGUGUGUGUGUGUGUGUGUGUGUGUGUGUGGUGUGUGAGCAAUGUCUUCUCUUCAGGAAGAGGGAUGUUUAUUGACCUAAGGCAUCAUAUAUAUUAUAUAUAAUUAUCUUGGGGCUGGAGAGAUGGCUUAGCUCUCAAGAGCACUGGCUGCUUUUCCAGAGGUCCUAGGUUUGCUUUCUAGAACUCACGGUGACUCACAAACUGUAACUCCAGUCCCUCCAUGGGCAUUGCAUGCUUGUGCACAGACAUAUAUGCAUACAAAACACCCAUACACAUUAAAUAAAUACAUUUUCUAGAGGAUAGUUUUAUACAACAAUAAAGUCUCUAUAUUUAAGGCAA
Mesocricetus auratus (golden hamster) is the source of this 3026-nucleotide messenger RNA. RefSeq names its product solute carrier family 43 member 3 (gene Slc43a3). The coding region runs from base 263 to 1810 and encodes 515 amino acids. Gene Ontology annotation, biological process: transmembrane transport. Gene Ontology annotation, molecular function: transmembrane transporter activity. The record is from RefSeq and is a predicted model, not a curated record. The transcript is spliced from 14 exons. Lineage: Eukaryota; Metazoa; Chordata; Mammalia; Rodentia; Cricetidae.